Messenger RNA from Grus americana (Whooping crane), 2673 nucleotides. Its product is annotated as KIAA1191 ortholog. NCBI's taxonomy places the organism in Eukaryota, Metazoa, Chordata, Aves, Gruiformes, Gruidae. Gene Ontology annotation, cellular component: cytoplasm. The transcript has 7 exons. Bases 147 to 1070 code for a protein of 307 amino acids. The record is from RefSeq and is a predicted model, not a curated record.
GCGCUGUCCCUCCCAGCUCCCCUCCGGCGGCAGCGGCGGCGGCAGUGGGUCCCCUGCGGGCUCCGCCAUGGCGCCGCCCGGCCCACUGGCCCCCGGCCCGCCGCUCUCUGCCGAGCCUCGCUAGCCUGAGCCGCGGCACCGCCGCCAUGAGCUCGCGGCAGCCGGACGCUCCCGCGCUGGAGCAGGGCGGCGGGGCCCGCCCGGGCAAGAUGUCGCUGCCCGUCGGUGUGCCGCGGCGGGCCUUCAGCUACGACGACGCCCUGGAGGACACGGCGCCCAUGACGCCGCCGCCCGCUGACCUGUGCGCCAACGUCCUCUGGAAGCAGCCGGUCAUCCCCGAGCGCAAGUACCAGGAGCUCUCGAAGAUUGAGGAAGGGGAUGCUAGCAUGAAUGCACCUGUCAUAACUCCAUCAUCAUCCACUGAAAGUGUGAACAAGGUACCUGUGGUGAAGGCCAAGGCCACUCAUAUCAUCAUGAACUCUCUCAUUACAAAGCAGACUCAGGAGAGCAUUCAGCGCUUUGAGCAGCAGGCAGGGCUGAGAGAUGCUGGCUACACUCCCCACAAAGGCCUCACUACUGAGGAGACCAAGUAUCACCGAGUGGCUGAGGCCGUGCACAAGCUAAAAAUGCAGAGUGGAGAGAUGACAAAAGAUGACAGACAGACUUCUUCUGCUCAGUCCACUCCAAGCAGCACUCCCCACUCCUCUCCCAAGCAUAAAACCAGGGGUUGGUUUAGUCAGGGAUCCUCUACUUCUAUCACUGGCCAAGACUUUGCCAUGGAAGCUGGUGGGGACAAAUUGCUAUCUGAAAGAUGGAGCUUGUUUGGACCCAAAGCCAUCCAGAAAUCCACCAAUGAUCCAGGAGGAUUUACCAUCCAAUCCUAUAAGGGUGCCCAGAAGCCAUCCCCAAUGGAGCUGAUGCGUGCUCAGGCUACUAGGAUGCCAGAGGAUCCAGUCACCUUCAAGCCACCCAAAAUGGACAUUCCAGUCACAGAAGGGAGGAAACAGUCUCCACGUUCCCAUAGUAUCAAACCUCGAGAUCUGAACGUGCUCACUCCCACUGGGUUCUAGGAAGAAUGCUUCUGAUGUCGUUAGUGGGCUACAGGCUGUCUUAGGCUCUGCUUCCCUGUCCCAUCGUGCUGCAGUAAAAUAGGAAAGUCUCACUUCCAGCUCUUCAUCUCAGAAAAGGAAACAGAUGUGACUAUCCUCCUAAAGCCAGUCUUGGAAAAACUCCUGCACUAGUACUAAACCGAUGUAAACCAUCCUGUCUGCUCUAUUGCACCAGUUGGGUCUGCUAGGCUGUGCUAGAUGUGCUUCCUGGCACAUUAUGCCACAGUAAAACCUUGAACCAUGUUUUGUGGGACAGGACUGCAGGUGAUGUGCAGGCAGGCUGACUUGUCUACCUGUAGUCUGAUUGUAUUGUCCUGCUCAGUGCUGAAGUACUCUCAGUAUACAGACCAGCAGAAAAUGAUGAAAACAAGCAAGGACUAAAAACUGGACCAUUAACUGCCAGCAGAGAGUUGCUCUGGGAAUGUGGUGGGUCGGUUUUAAAUGUGGCACUCCCUUACUCUCCAGUGUGACCUUACAGUUCAACACCUAGUAUUUCUUUUUCUUAGAAUUUUUUUAAAGGAAAAUGGUCACUGCUCCACUUCUAAGAUGCUCUUAUUAGAAAGGCAGGGAGCAGAAUCUAAUGGGGCUUGGCAGUAAUGAGGAAGAAUUGCUUCUCUUCCAGCUCUUCAUGUUCUGCCAAAAAGGUGGAAAUGACCAGAGCUGGUGUGGCUUGAACCAAGUAAUCCUCCUCUUCUUUCUGCAAAACAACACUGUCCUGCCUUCUAGACAGACUUAGAGAUGUUCUGACACUGAGUGCUGCUUGAUUAGGUUUAUUUUUCUAGCAUCUUGUAUGAAUCAUGUAGAAGUGUAUUAAACACCGGGGCACUUCUUAAAUAGGGUUUUUUGUUUCGUCAGCAUUAAAUGCAUUUUGCAGGGCUGGGGGAGGACUGAGAGCAGAUCAGAAUUAAACAUACCUCCCCACUAUGAUACAGCUAUAUGUAAUUUUUGGCCUAUGCAGAACCAGUUACUGGCAACAGCUAACACUUGCUUUCAUGAAAAGUGGAAGGAACUCCUGGCUACCAUCUCAUCCCUGAAGCAUUGUAGGCAGUGUUGCUCUGUAAUUGUCAUCUGUCCUGUGGCAAACAGGUCUCCUCUCUUGAUCUCAUGAUUGUGUUGCAGAGCUCCCUUAGGCAGCAACAGGCUUUCUGUAGUGGCGAGGUGGCAGCAGCAGCUUUGCAUCUGGUACUGGAAGCUUCUCUGUUGCCAGGACAUCAUACAGAGAUUACUUAAGAGCUGGUAACUGUUGAGCUCUGGGGUUUCUGCCUUCUUAAACUGAACAUUCCUCCUGGAGGGUGAGGCAGGAGUUGGCUUGCUUGGCUAGGUGCUGUCCCCUUUGAAGAUGUAUAUUUUGUGGCUCUGCUUCCUCUCAAGCUUCAACAGCACUGCCAAUGAUGUGUUGUGUUGAAAGUCUCCCACCCAACCAAGCAGUUUUUGCUGUUGCCACUCAUUUGCACCUUGGCAAUCAGUCUCUCAUUUGACAUUAAUUUAUUUGUUGUCUGUAUUCAUGUCUCUAAUGUGUAUGAUUUUUUGUUUGUUACAAGAAAAUAAAAUUCCUGUGAAUGGA